AUGUUGCCGCGUCGACUGAUUUUCACUGCUAUCUUUCUUGGACUUGCCUACGCCGAGGGGCAAUUAUGUACGGAGAAGCCUGAGGAAGAUGACUGCGCGCUGGCAGGAAACACCGACUACUAUGGCCUGGGUGUGCGCAUGGGUAUCUAUGCAUCCUGGCUCAGUUCGUGGUUUGCGAACAAUUUCCUCGGCAGCGAAAUCGUCGGCACGUUGGAGACCAACUCUAUUUUCCUAUCGGCUCUCUUCGCCACUGUCUUCGGCUACUCGCUGAAGAAAGAGGGCAUCCGCACGGUGGACGUCCUUGUGAUCAAUCAGCUGUGCAUGGGCUUCGUCUUCAGUGUCAUGUCACUCUGGGGCUAUCGGACUAUGUACUACCGUACCGAAGGCCUCGGAGGUCGCAAACACUUUGGCGGCAUUGGUACACACUACCGACUUGUGCUUUUAGGCAUGAUCAGUAGCUACGCUGUCUGGUUCUGGGUCGAAGGGGUUCAAGACGGACUACCCGAAUGCGAUCGUCGCAAGGAUUGCGGUGGCUUGCAGACGUUCUUCAUUACGCCCAUGAACGCCGAAGAAUGGGGAGCAAGAGGCAUCAAUUUGGGAUUGAGUAUUGGUUUGGUGGUUUAUUACGGCAUCAUGGCGCUGGCUGCCCUUGCAGGCGGUGUGGCAUACAUUUCGCGUCGACUCCGAAGGAUCCCUGUAAGCUGGGACUUGAUUCCUGAGGCAGACCUCGACCUGACGAAGCGAGAGCUUUCUCACUGGUAUAUCAUACUGUCCUGCUUCAAUCUCUUCUGGAUUGUAUUCUCCAUGGUACAAAUCGAGUUCACCCUCAACUUAAACCACAUCGACGAUGUCGUGGGAAUAAAGGGUCUGACCGGGCCCGGUCAACUAAUUCCUAUGGGCAUUGGACUCAUCAGCCUGGCACGAGUUGUUUAUGUCAUUAUCACCGAGGAAAAGCCCUGGCGUAAGCAGGACAAGGAUGAAUGCCGCACUCCUAUUGUUGCACCAGGAACAACAGGCCGUCCACGCAGGUCCUUUCUCCACCGCUUUCUUUUGGCCUGGCUUCCAUGGCUGGCGCUCUUUGACUUUUGGAAGCAACCCAUCACGCCAUCACUUCACCGUUUGUCAUACCCCAUGUUUGGUAUGGAGGACGUCGACGUUGAUGCUGAGCCAGGAAUGCAGACCCCUACGCCAGGACGAUCCAAGGCAGCUGCGGAGAAGAAGAGCAUGAUGCAGAGUUCAGAAAUGGCCCUUUUGACUCCGCCACCGAACUACACAUUGGUGCAAGAUAUGGGUAUGGCAACAACCAAUGGAAGUGGGAUACCUCUAACGCGUCGGUCGACUGAUCUGGACACGAGCAUCUAUGCUGGGAAUGAGUAUGGUGAUGAUUGA
Molecule: messenger RNA, 1389 nt
Organism: Exophiala viscosa
Lineage: Eukaryota; Fungi; Ascomycota; Eurotiomycetes; Chaetothyriales; Herpotrichiellaceae
Exons: 3
Coding region: 1-1389 (462 amino acids)
Source: RefSeq, a predicted model, not a curated record